AUGGAUCUGCAGACCUUCGUGGACCCAAACCUGACGGAGCCCGACCUCAUUGUUCUCAAGAAUCUGCACCACGACAUUGCCGAGUGCCAGGGCUCUUCUGCAGAGGAUAACAAGGAUACCAGCACACUCCGGAAAAGGAAUCCGUCUGCAAAGACCGACGACCAUGAAGACGAAGCCGCCAUCUCCAAGCUGGAAGCUCUCAACGAUCCCUCGAAUGCCUCGUCCUUCGAGCCCACGGUCUUCGUGACCUUCGACAUGGCCCAUCUACGUGCCCGGCUGCCAGCAAGCAUAUACAACAACGUCCUUCUGCCCUACAUCUCCUUUGCCCAGAAGAUCGUGCGCGUCGAAACCGACGUCGUGAUGCUAACGCAUUUGCUCCUCUACUUCUCCACAUCCGUGCCUUCCGCCCUCCUGCUAUACCGACACUUCACCUACACGCACGGCGUGCUGCAUUGGCUCAUGCAAAGCUACUACGUGGGCACGUACACGCUCAUGAUGCACCAGCAUAUACACAUGGGCGGCAUUCUGUCCAAGGCAAACCCGCUCAUCCACGCUUUCGACGUCCUGUUUCCCUACAUCACAAACCCGCUGUUCGGGCAUACCUGGAACUCGUACUACUACCACCACAUUAAACACCACCAUGUCGAAGGCAACGGACCCGAUGACCUCUCGUCAACGAUCCGGUAUCAGCGCGACUCCGUGCCGGAUUUCCUGCACUAUGUGCUGCGGUUCAUGUUCUUCGUCUGGAUCGAGUUGCCGCUCUACUUUGUCCGACACGGGAAAUAUGUACUGGGUUUAAAGGCGUUCGUAUGGGAGGUUAGCAAUUAUAUUGUUCUCGCCGUGCUGUACAAGUACGUCAAUGCGCGAGCGACGACGUUUGCCUUCCUGCUGCCCUUGCUCAUGCUCCGGAUCGGUCUCAUGGUUGGCAAUUGGGGCCAGCAUGCUCUCGUAGACGAAGACGAUCCGACGUCUGAUCUACGGAGCAGCAUUACCCUUAUCGACGUUGCAUCCAACCGCUUCUGCUUCAACGACGGCUACCAUACCUCGCACCACCUCAACCCGCGCCGCCACUGGCGCGACCACCCAGUCGCCUUCCUGCGCGCAAAGGGCAAAUAUCAGACGGAGCGCGCCCUCGUAUUCAAGAACAUAGACUAUAUCAUGAUGACCGUGAAACUGCUGCAACGAGAUUACAUGUACCUCGCCAAAUGCCUUGUUCCCAUCGGCGAGCAACAAAUUCAAAUGUCCCUGGAGCAGAGGGCGGACAUGUUGCGGACGAAGACGAAGAGGUUUUCCGAGGAGGAUGUUAAGGCCAAGUUUGGGCUGUGA
Molecule: messenger RNA, 1326 nt
Organism: Talaromyces atroroseus
Lineage: Eukaryota; Fungi; Ascomycota; Eurotiomycetes; Eurotiales; Trichocomaceae
Exons: 2
Coding region: 1-1326 (441 amino acids)
Biological process (GO): lipid metabolic process
Source: RefSeq, a predicted model, not a curated record